Molecule: messenger RNA, 1641 nt
Organism: Trichoderma virens Gv29-8
Lineage: Eukaryota; Fungi; Ascomycota; Sordariomycetes; Hypocreales; Hypocreaceae
Exons: 2
Coding region: 1-1641 (546 amino acids)
Biological process (GO): xenobiotic detoxification by transmembrane export across the plasma membrane
Molecular function (GO): fluconazole transmembrane transporter activity
Source: RefSeq, a predicted model, not a curated record
AUGGCUCCCUUGUUUCGUGAUACGGCCUUUGGCACGUUAAUGCGAUGGGUAACUCGAGGCAAAGCUUUCAAAUAUCCAGAGGAUCAAGCAAUAUUCCAUUGUCCAACUUGUUACAAUCCUCCGGCAUACGCCGAUGCGACACGCCAAGAAACGGUGAGGCUGAUGGCAACCAAGAUCGAACCAAAGGUAACGGACACGGGCAUUAUUUUGGUCGAUUGGUACAAUACCAAUGAUCAGGACAACCCACAAAACUGGCCGACAUCAAAGAAACUCUCAUGUACCAUUCAGAUCUACCUGUACACACUCUCAGUGUACAUUGGAUCCGCCAUCAUAACACCCUCUGCACCAGAUAUCGAGCGGAUAUUCCAUACCCCGCCAGAAGUUACUUCGCUGAGCCUUUCCAUGUACGUCCUUGGGUACGGCAUCGGCCCUCUGAUAUUUGCGCCUCUGUCCGAGAUUCCAGUCAUUGGCCGCAAUCCACCGUAUAUACUCACAUACUUUGCCUUCAUUCUCAUCUCUAUUGGAACCGCUGUGGUUAAUAACUUUCCUGGAUUGAUCGUCUUGCGUUUCCUGCAGGGAUUCUUUGGAUCUCCGUGCUUGGCCACCGGCGGAGCGUCUCUUGGCGACAUCUACAAUCUUCUUGAGCUGCCGUACGCACUCACCGGUUGGGCAGCGUUUGCGACCACUGGGCCUGCUAUCGGGCCUCUCCUUUCGGGCUUCUCGGUUCCGGCCACAAACUGGCACUGGUCUUUGUGGGAGAUUGUUUGGCUUAACGCUCCUAUAUUCGUCUUCAUGUUCUUUUUCCUACCUGAAACAUCUUCAGCCACCAUCCUGCUCCAGCGCGCCAGACGUCUCCGCCGGCUUACUGGGAGGAGCGACUUACGAUCACAAUCGGAAAUCGAUCAAUCUAAACUAUCGGUUAAUGAAGUUGUUUCGCAAAAUCUCUGGCGACCGUUUGAGAUUAAUAUCCUCGAUCCAUCUGUUCUCUUUACCAGUCUGUAUACUGGCCUCAUGUACGCAAUUUUCUACUCCUUUUUCGAAGUGUUCCCGUUUGUAUACGCUACUGGUCUCCCUGGCCUUGCCUCCCCAACUCAUGGCUACGGCUUGAACCAGGGCCAGGUCGGUCUUAUAUUCCUUUCCAUUAGCGUGGGUGUCUCUAUAUCUAUUGCUCUCUAUGUUGGGUACCUUAAGCUGGUUUUUGAACCCAGUAUUGUGAAGCAUGGAUUGGGCGAGCCGGAGCGCCGUCUCGCUCCUGGUCUUCCCGCCAGUUUCUUGGUUCCCAUUGGCCUGUUCAUGUUUGGCUGGACGGGAAAUUCUAGCCCAGAGAUUCCUUGGAUCGUCCCCACCAUUGGCAUAGGAAUUGUCGUCCUCGGGAUAUUCCUCAUCUUCCAGGUAAUCUUCAUCUACAUCGCUCUAAGUUACCCCCAGUACAGCGCCAGUUUGUUUGCGGCAAAUGACUUCGUUAGGAGCGCUCUGGGAUGCGGCGCAAUUCAUUUUUCGCGGCCUCUGUUUAUCAACUUGGGUGUCGGGAAGGGAGUCAGUUUGUUAGCUGGACUGAGUUGCGGGGGUGUGAUUGGAAUAUUCGUGCUAUAUUUUUAUGGAGGGACUUUGAGACGCAGAAGUCGAUUUGCUGCCAAGUAG